AUGAUGUCGUCCNUCGGUCGCGGCGCCGCGCUGCCGACCACCCCGGAGGAGACGAGCCCGUCGGCGGCGCCGCGAGACGCGCGCCGGCAGGGCGCGGGGGUGGGCCCCGGCGGGCGGCCGGCGCGGCCCCGGCGCGGGCUGUCGCUCGACCGCCUGCUGCCGGCCGUGGCGCGCCCGCCCAUCCCGCACGCCGCCACCGAGGAGGCCCCGCGCCGCCCGCGCCGCGACCGGCCCCCGCUGCGCCGCUCCAUCCGCCUCGAGGACGACGAGGCGGCCGCCGAGGAGCGCCGCCGCGUCUUCCACCACGGCCCGCGCGCGCCCUCCUUCGACGAGGGCGACGCCAGCGACGAGCACGAGGAGUGCGAGUGCGCACGCCUCUCGCUCGAGCGCUCCGGGCCCUCCGCCGAGGAAACCGACUACGAACCGGAGCUCGCCGUCUCGCCCCCGUCCGUCGACCCCCCGCCGGACCCGCGGCCCGUGUCCUCGGACCGCGCGCUCGCCGACCGCCGCGACGGCCCGCUCGCACUUCGCGCCCCCUCGCGCGCUCACUCUCAAGGUGUCUUCGAACGCCGUCUCCCUAGAAUUUAUAAGUUUGGCCUUGACAAAUCUAAACGAGCGAGUUCGAGCGCGUUGUACGACCGGACGGAUCGCUCGCCGACCGAGGCGUUUUAUAAUGCGACCGGCUCAACGAGACUCAGCUCGCAGGAACUUUUUGAAAAAUUCUGCUCAGAGGAAUUUACGUCACUUUACGGGCGAGAUGACGACCGACGUCGUCGUCCGCCGCACUCGAAAUCGACGGGCAGCAGCGGCUCCGACGUCCGCCAUGAGCGCGCCUGCUGCCGCCGCACUCCUUGUGGCUCGCAACCGGCUUUGACUCGGCGACACCUGUGUCAGGCUCCAAGGUCCGAUCGGUCAACGGACUCGGAGGAUACAUCACCGAGGCGAUCUGUGCCCCACAAUUUACCCCUAGAUCCUGAUGUCCCCCAAUCCGAUGACUGCUCGCGAUCGGCACCACUCCUCAGCCCGGACCGUUUUGAGGCUCGUUUCACGUUCGACAUAUCAGAGCGCAGCGAAGUGACCUCGAAUCGUGACGAGACCCCCUCAGAUGCGACUGAAACUCGCAACCUCACACUCUACGAGGAACCUCACUCGGACCGCACGAGUCUCUGCGAGUUGUAUGACGCCGCGUUUACAUCACAACGACCAUCAUUCCGACGUGACAGUUCGCGUCGAAGAGGUGGGCCUUUUGAUCUAAGCGCCCUAGAUUUUCGGGCGAUCGACGAUGAGAGCCCUCGAAAUAGCCGUCGAACUUCCCAGCGGAGCGUCGAUGAUACGCUGCGGCAAAAUUCAGAGUCGCGGAGUUGGGCCUCAGAUUCCGUGUUCACGACUCCGGAACGACGGUAUCAUCCAGACGCAUCGUCACCGUCCUCGGCUGACACCCGGCGUCUGGCGAUACCGAUCGAUUCGCCCCGAGCUGACUCCGCCGCAGCGGAUUCGACAGUAGCGGACACCACCGUGAUCGAGGAGGAGGUGCCGAGUGUGAUAGAGCGGGCGGAAUACGCAUUAGCUCUGAGACUGGGGAGGAUCGAUCUGGACGACGAGACGACGUCGGAAAAGACUGAGCCAUCGGAACCGCGGAUGUCCAGUCGGCCUUCGAUGCACAAGCUGGAGCCGAUUGAGCCGGCGCGGUUGUGCGGCGGCGGCAGCGAAGGGGACGCCAGCAGCGUGCGGUCGGCGGCCGUGGGCCGGCGGCGGCGGGGCACGAGCGAGCCGCCGCGGCGCUCGGCGCGCUGCUUCCCGCUCUGA
Molecule: messenger RNA, 1806 nt
Organism: Ostrinia furnacalis (Asian corn borer)
Lineage: Eukaryota; Metazoa; Arthropoda; Insecta; Lepidoptera; Crambidae
Exons: 2
Coding region: 1-1806 (601 amino acids)
Source: RefSeq, a predicted model, not a curated record